UGCAAUGGUUGCAGCUUAAUUUUUAUUAGUAUUAAUUUUUUAAGUGCAAACAUGUUAAAAAAAUUGGUCCUGUUGACUAUUGCGUUGUCAAUUAUACAAACAGCUUUCUCAGAGUCCGAUCUCCAAAAUAAAAAUUCUUAUGAAAUAAAUCCUUUACAUGACAAUCAAAAUGAUUUAAGAGAAAAGGAUCAAGAUAAAAGAACAAUAUUUUCUCCGAGCUACUCAAACUUUGGAUUGGCUAAACACAUAGGAGUAAGCUCCGGCGGUAGAAAAGUGGUACUUGGAUACAGUCCUGUGGAUUUAAAAUUCGUUCCUGUAGUGAAACCUCUACGACAAAGUUAUCAUUAUCCACGACCUAAAUUCCAAUUAAGGCCUUCUUUGUUUCUAAAACCCAAUUUGAAGAUCCAUGGUAGUGGGUGGAAAUCUGUUCCAACAAUACACAAACCGGUAUUACCUGUAAAUGUUCCUCCACCACCUGUGCAUCAUCACCACAUUGUCAAACCUGCGUUGCUAAGACCAGAAGAAGUUAGACCUGUUCAAGUACCCGUGCAUGUGCACCAACCUUUACCAAUUAAACCAGCAGAGCCAUUCCAUCCUGUAGCUGUAUCACCCACACCUAUAGUCCCUGUGGUGCCCAUACCUCCUGCUUCAGUAGCUCACAUCCCUCACGUUGAUCACUUCCAUAACCACAUAGAUCACGUGCAUUACUCACCAAGUGGUAUCGCUACAGCAAUUCCACAUCCUCCGGUACUACCAGCCUAUCCUGCUGUGGCACCUCAGCCAUUGUUACCAGCUUUCAGACCAUCGCCCUUGUUUGAAGUUGGCAGACCUGAUUUAGGAGUACUGCCUCUUGGUGCUACCUUUCAAUCAGCGGUUUUACCUGAUGUUCCUCACGCACAUGUUAAACCUACCUUCAUACACCAGCACUUACAACCUUUUGUACAUCAACAUGUUGCACAAGUAGUACCCCAGCAUGUUACACCAAUAGUACAUCAACAAUUAGUACAUCAACACGUUACACCAAUAGUGCCCCAACAAAUAGUACCUCAUCCGGUUCAAGUGCACCAUCAUGGUACUCCAGUAGUGCAACAAGUAUUGCCAAGACCAGUAACUCCAGUACCUGUUGGUACCUCCAUUGAGUUCCAUGGAACAUAUCACCCUCAUGCGAUCAAUGGACAAGUACCAAGGGAUAUCCUCCCAACAGUACCAAACCCUGUUCAGCAGUUCUUUGUGCCUCCAGUAAACGCUGCACAUCCAGUUUUACCUACAACGUACCACAACUUCCAUUCCCAUAACAUACCGCAACAACCCCAAGAUUUAUCACAAGUUUUCCAUCCGCAGUUGCCAACGCAACCCCAAAUGCAAAACUUUUUCCCUCAGUCACAGCAACCUGAAACCCCACAGCCUGUACAACCUCUGGAAAAUACCAACAGUCACCAAGGGUACAUAUAUAACCAACCUCAACAGCAAUACACCCAACAACAGUACGAUCAGGAUUAUGAAAAUCAGAACGUUAUUCAGCCUGGACAAACUGAUUUGCAAUUGCCUUUACAUUUACCUCAGCACGAUCUUUUUAAUAGGCAACAACAAGAAUACCUGUUGAAUAGGCAGCAGGAACAGUAUCAGCAAUAUCAGGAUCAAAUCAGCCAGCAGACAGAGAAUGUAUUUAGGCCUUCGCCAUCAUUAGAAGCACCGUAUAUCAAUAGAAGAACAGCGGAAGACAGAUCCUCUGAGAUGGACGAGGAUUAUAGCGAUGAAGAAGUAGAUGACAAAGAGGAUUCUAAGAAGAAAUAAGAUUUAAAAAACGUAGUAAUUUAUAAGUAGUAUUUAUAUUUAAGUUUUUAGGUAUAAAAAGAUAUAUACUUUGGAAUCCUGCAAGAUAUUUC
Molecule: messenger RNA, 1886 nt
Organism: Brassicogethes aeneus
Lineage: Eukaryota; Metazoa; Arthropoda; Insecta; Coleoptera; Nitidulidae
Source: the annotation of a GenBank genome assembly